Molecule: messenger RNA, 492 nt
Organism: Cuscuta epithymum
Lineage: Eukaryota; Viridiplantae; Streptophyta; Magnoliopsida; Solanales; Convolvulaceae
Source: the annotation of a GenBank genome assembly
GGGAGCCGCACAAGGACAUGGAGAAACAAGGAGGAAAAUUUAUUGAGAGCUCAAUCAAUUGGAAGGUGGGACCCUUGCCAUAGUAUUAUUGUGAGAGAUGCCAAAAUGGCAUUCUCAAUCACACCAACUAAUCCCAUUCGUAUCCAGCAUCAACCAAGUGAGAGAAGCUCAUCAAAAUCUCCAUUUUCAUCCACCAUAUUCGAACCAAAGCUUAAGGAGAAGAAGGAGGGGAAAGAAAAGAGAAAGAAGGAGGAAAACUUGAGGAUUAACAAGGUACUUCAAGGACUUUCACGGAGUUGAAAGGGUCGCCGGAGUGUCGCCGGAGUUCGUUGAAGUUCACCGGAGUUUCACCGGAGCUCAAUAAGAAAGGCUAGAACUUCAUAAGCUUCUUUUGAGGUUAAGGCUAGAGUCCUACUACCUGCACCUUUGCCUAGGGUGACUGAUCAAGGAGGAAGACGUGGUUCGUGCUUCCAUUCAUCUUCAAAACUGAUA